Messenger RNA from Klebsormidium nitens, 1080 nucleotides. The record is from the annotation of a GenBank genome assembly. NCBI's taxonomy places the organism in Eukaryota, Viridiplantae, Streptophyta, Klebsormidiophyceae, Klebsormidiales, Klebsormidiaceae.
CCACGUGGGCGGCCAGCGUGGCAAGCAGAUUGUGCAAUCCUUUCAUUCGAGACGUGUUGCUGAGCAGAUUGGGCGGACAUUGCAGUGGCGCGCACAUUAUAAUUCUGGCCUUAUUCAGACUCUCAUUGGUUUCCUGUCCCAAAGUUGGGCAAUCUGAGGAGGAAAAUCCUCUUCCAAGCCAGGGUUCACCCUUGCAAUCCAAAUGGCAUCAAUCUCUUGCGCUCGGCAGAUAGGCAAUUGUGGUGCAGCCACCACCAAAUGUGUCAACUCUACCCAUUCUUCAGCCACUAGACCAAGUGCUGCUCCCGUAGCAUUGCUUCGGCCUCAGUCAAUGCAGCAGCUUUUGACACCAAAGCGCCAAUUUUCACCGCCAGCAUUGCGGGAAUGCUCUCAAAAACAAACAUGGCACAUGGCGCGCAAAAGUCAGAGGACCCGAGUGGGGAGAGGCGCUGCAAUGAUGCAAGCGACGGCCACGAAGACAUCGUUCCACAUUGGCGAGACUACCAUCACAAUCCCCUUGACGGCCGAGAUUGCGCAGGAGUUAGAUGAUGGUUUGUCAUCAGUUCUGCAAACUUUCAAGGACAAGGAACAAGCCACCCGUCCUAAGAGGUGGGAGAGCUUAGAUUGGAAGCACAAAGGCGACUUAGCAGCUGGAGGGGUUCACCUUGAGGUGUUUUGCAACCCCAAUGCAUAUGCGAAUGCGUUUCAAGCAAAGGUCCUCAUCACUGCAAAGGAUGACCGGAUGCAGGUCACAGCGGAAGGUCAAUUGAGCGCGUUGAAAGCAGACAUAAGCACAUUCCUAGAGAGUCAAUGACUGCUUUGUCAUUAGGAAGAGUCCCAGACGUCGGAGCUAUACUUUUGCUAUUGACGUUUUCAAUAAGGUCAACUACAUGCUCAGGAAGCCGUUUUCCGUGGCUUUUCAGAUAUGGGAUACCAUGUACCUCUCACAUCAAUAUUCUUUGAGUGGCAAAGGUGUGUUAAGCUACCUCAACGAUUGUACUGGAGGCACGUCCACUUCCAAUUCCAGCAGUCGAAUCUGCACCUUCAAUCUUCCUGCAGCUUAAGAUCAUAUGUGCAAGG